AUGGAUAGGCAAGUGGCAUAUGAUUUAUUUAUUGCACAAUUAGAAAGACGGGGAAUAAAAGGGAUAGACUUGCGAAAGGAGAUUCCAGGGUUGCUAGCAUGGGGAUUCGCUAAAGGGGUAUUUGCCAACCCUCAUGCUGUACAUGAGCUGAGUGAAUGGCGUCUUUUGGGGGAUAAGUUAUGGGAGGCUGUAUUGGAGGAUGAUAAAACUGCUAAAAAGUUGGGUAAAAUCUGGCAAAUGGUGCAUAAUACACUGCUACAGCAGAUAGCUGAGAAGAAAGCGGCAGAAAGGGCUGUGGAAGCACAUAAAAAGAAUUUGAACUAUGGCCAGGACGGAGAACCCUUAGCUCCUGGAGUGACUCAGGUAUUGUUGCCUAUUGCUUCUAAGCCUGCCUGUACUGCCGCAGAUAAUGAGGAUGAACCUACAGCCCCUCCUGAGAUAGAUUUGCAGGAGGAAGGGGACUGGGAUCAGGCAGAUAGGCAGCCUAAAGCACAGAAAAAUCGCUCCCGUUCACUCUCCCCGGCCUUUACAGCCCUGCAACACCUCCGGCAGGAGUCAGAUCCUAUCCCGGGGGCGCUCAGCGACCUACGGGAGGAAAUGGCCAGACAAAGGAGGGAGGCGUGGGCUAAUGUGGCACGAAGGGGAUUAGAGGAGGGAGACGAAAUUAUGAUAGAGGCUGCUAACGCCAUCGCCUGCCCAGUGACCUAUACCCCCCAAUAUGAUCAGAAUGGUCAAGUUACUGGUCACUUAGCAGAAUAUUCUCCGUUGGAUUGGAAACUGCUCACGCAAUUACGACAAACAGUUGCUCAAUUUGGUUUUAAAAGUGAGCCAGUAAAGCAGAUUUUGGAUUAUAUGUUUGACACCAUGUUGUUGUUGCCCAAUGACUUACGAGGGAUAUCAAAAUUAAUUUUUACGCAACACCAGCAGCUUUUGUUUAAUGCACAUUGGCAAGCAAUGGUAAAUGAGUCCAUAGCGGUACAACGAGCUCAAGGGGAUCCACUUCAUGGGGUUACUGUAGAUGAACUUAUGGGGUUAGGUCUAUAUUUGAGGACUGAAGCACAGAUGUUAAUAGGAGCUGACAAGGUGAGAGAGGCAAUGAGAUUGGUUAGGGCUGCUAUCGAUCGAGUGAAAGAUACUUCAGGAGUUCCCAUGUAUAUGGGAAUAAAGCAAGGACAAGAGGAGUCUUUUGGUAGCUUUAUAGACAAAGCUGCAGCGGCUAUUGAAAGGGCUGGAGUUCCUGAGUAUAUGAGAGGAGCACUCUUAAAACAGUGUGCACUUCAAAAUAGUAAUGAUGCCACCAAGAGAGUUUUAGCCACUCUAGGUGCAAAUUGGACAAUAGAAGAGGCACUGGAAAGAAUGGCUUUACAACCGACAGGGCCACAGGUGUUCUUGGUGGAUGCAAUAAAAGAGCUAGGGUUAGGAUUACAGAAACAGGCUGAGUCCACGCAGGCACAGGUGUUAGCUGCUCUUGCUCCGCUUCGGGCUCCUACGGUCGCCUCUACCGCUGCUGAAGGAGGGCAAAAAGCACCAUCUCUAAGAUGUUAUCGAUGUGGCAAAAGGAGGACAUACGCGGCGUCAGUGCCGUGCCCCGGGAGUAUGGUGCCAGAACUGCCAAUCAAAUACUCACAACACUUCCGCAUGUCGCCGGCGGCCGGGAAACUCGUCACGGAGCGCCAGCGGCCGCGUGACACAAAUUGCCGCAGCAAUAGCACCACCUCCUGUCUACAACCAGCCACAGCAGGCAGCCUGGGGCUCGACCUGGCAGCAGCAGUAGAUGUCACCUUGAUGACAUCUCAUCCAGUUAAAAUCUCUACUGGAGUGCAUGGACCUCUACGAAUACAAGAUCAUAAUUAUGGAGCUUUGUUGAUAGGACGCUCUUCAGUUUCUAUUAUGGGUUUGUUUGUUUUGCCAGGCAUAAUUGAUGCAGACUAUACAGGAGAAAUACAAAUUAUGGCUCAUACGCCGUUUCCCCCAUUGGCAGUAAAGAAAGGUCAACGAAUCGCUCAACUUAUACCUUUACCCCAAUUGACCUCAGUGAUACCCCCUAAUAGUGUUCAAAAUAGAGGAAACAAAGGGUUUGGAUCAUCUGGUAUAGCCUGUUUGACCAUGGACUUACAUACUCGCCCCAAGAAGCAAGAUGCUGCAGGCAAGGUGCUGGACCGCUGGGCCAUCAUGUCCAGGGAAGAAGAGAUCAUUACCCUUCAGCAGUUCCUGAGAUUUGGAGAAACGAAAUCUAUCGUAGAGCUGAUGGCAAUUCAAGAAAAAGAAGGGCAGGCUGUGGCUGUGCCAUCUUCAAAGACAGAUUCAGAUAUAAGGACUUUUAUUGAAAGCAAUAAUCGCACCAGGAGCCCAAGUCUCCUUGCUCACCUGGAGAAUAGCAACCCUUCCAGCAUUCAUCAUUUUGAAAACAUCCCGAACAGCCUUGCAUUCCUGCUUCCAUUCCAGUACAUAAAUCCAGUCUCUGCUCCACUUCUGGGGCUGCCUCCAAAUGGCCUCCUGCUGGAACAGCCAGCAAUGAGGCUCCGUGAACCAAGCCUUACAACCCAAAAUGAAUAUAAUGAGAGCAGUGAAUCUGAAGUUUCCCCCACACCUUUCAAGAAUGAGCAAGCAUCCAGCAGGAAUGCUCUGACCAGCAUCACAAAUGUGGAGCCCAAAACUGAGCCAGCCUGUGUCUCUCCUGUUCAAACACCUACACCAGUCAAUGAUUUAUCGAAAACAGAGCACACAAAAAGCUCAUUCCGAAUUCACAGAAUGAGGAGAAUGGGGUCAGCCUCCAGGAAAGGAAGAGUGUUUUGCAAUGCAUGUGGCAAAACUUUCUAUGACAAAGGUACUCUUAAAAUCCACUACAAUGCUGUGCACCUGAAAAUCAAGCAUCGAUGCACUAUUGAAGGCUGCAAUAUGGUCUUCAGCUCUCUCAGAAGCCGCAAUCGCCACAGUGCUAACCCAAAUCCGCGCCUCCACAUGCCUAUGCUAAGGAAUAACCGUGACAAAGAUCUAAUUCGUGCUACAUCAGGUGCCGCCACUCCUGUCAUAGCAAGUACAAAGUCCAACCUAACUUUAACAAGCCCUGGGCGUCCACCAAUGGGGUUUACCACUCCCCCUCUAGACCCAGUACUACAGAACCCUCUUCCCAGUCAGCUGGUCUUCCCGGCUUUAAAGACUGUCCAACCUGUUCCUCCAUUUUACAGAAAUUUACUUACUCCUGGAGAGAUGGUGAGUCCUCCAACCUCACUCCCGACCAGUCCCAUAAUACCAGCUGUGAGUGGCAUGGAGCAGCAUCCCCCUCCUCCUUCAGAGUCAUCGGUACCUUCAGUGUUGAUGCCCACCCCAGAGCCCAAUGCAGACCUUGCCCCCAAGAAGAAGCCAAGGAAGUCAAGCAUGCCAGUAAAAAUUGAAAAGGAAGUUAUUGACACUGCUGAUGAGUUUGAUGAUGAAGAUGAAGAGGUGAAUGACAGGAGCACAAUGGUGAAUGACAUUGGUCAUGACAAUCACUGCCAUUCUCAGGAGGAAAUGAGCCCAGGCCUGUCUGUUAAAGACUUUUCCAAAAGUGAUAGAGGCAGAUGUAUGUCCAGACCAGACAUAAGAAGGGCGGACAGCAUGACAUCAGAAGACCAGGAGCAUGAGAGAGACUAUGAAAAUGAGUCAGAGUCAUCAGAGCCCAAAUUGUGUGAAGAAUCCCUGGAAGGCGAUGAUCGCCUCCAUGAACCUGGUGAAAAAUCUAUGAUGCACAGUGACCGACCUGAUGAAAACCACAAUGACUCUUCCAACCAGGAUGUCAUUAAGGUGAAGGAAGAGUAUACAGACCCUACAUAUGAUAUGUUCUAUAUGAGCCAAUAUGGACUGUACAAUGGAGGCAGUGCCAGUAUGGCUGCUCUUCAUGAAAGUUUUGCUUCUACAUUCAACUACAGCAGCCCUCAGAAGUUCUCCCCAGAAGGUGAAAUGUGCUCCAGUCCAGACCCCAAGAUCUGCUAUGUUUGCAAGAAAAGUUUCAAGAGUUCCUACAGUGUGAAGCUUCACUACCGAAAUGUUCAUUUAAAAGAGAUGCAUGUCUGCACAGUGGCUGGCUGUAACGCUGCGUUCCCAUCACGGAGAAGCAGAGACAGACACAGUGCUAACAUAAACCUGCACCGUAAACUGUUGACCAAAGAACUGGAUGACAUGGGCUUGGACACUUCACAGCCUUCUCUUAGUAAGGACCUCCGCGAUGAAUUUUUGGUGAAGAUAUAUGGCGCUCAGCAUCAGAUGGGGCUUGACAUAAGGGAAGACACCUCCUCACCUGCUGGCACUGAAGAUUCCCAUAUGAAUGGGUACGGCAGGGGCAUGGCAGAAGACUAUAUGGUACUAGACCUGAGCACCACCUCCAGCAUCCAGUCCAGCAGCAGUAUCCAUUCCUCAAGAGAAUCUGAUGCAGGAAGCGAUGAGGGUAUUCUCUUGGACGACGUCGAUGGGGCAAGUGACAGCGGGGAAUCUGCCCACAAAGCAGAUGCCCCUGCCUUAGCUGUAGGUAUGGGCACGGAUGUCCCAGGAUCCCUCAUGUUCAACAGUGUUUCGGUGAGCAACGGUGGGAUAAUGUGUAACAUUUGCCACAAAAUGUACAGCAACAAGGGAACCCUCAGAGUGCACUACAAAACAGUGCACUUGCGAGAAAUGCACAAGUGCAAAGUCCCUGGGUGCAACAUGAUGUUCUCUUCUGUCCGUAGCCGAAACCGGCACAGCCAGAACCCCAAUCUGCAUAAGAACAUUCCUUUCACUUCAGUAGAUUAGGUCAAGGAUGGACACAGCAUAAUGCCAGCUCUCAGAGAGGGCCCACUACAUCUGAACUGCCAUAUACAGUCUCCCUUUAUAUAUAUAUAGAUAUAUAUAUAUAUAUGUAUAUGUAUAUAUAUACACACACUCAUAAAUAUACAUAUAUAUAUAUAAUUUUUUCUUUUCUUUUUUAGCAAAAGAAAAAAACACCAGGUGCUUUUUCCCCUUUCUUGGUUGUUGGGGUUUGGUUUUUUUUAAUAGAAACAAAAAUGUAGGACCUUUAAUUUGGGGGAAGAGAUCCUUCAUAAAAAAACAAACAAAAACAAACAAACAAACAAAUAGAAAAACUGCAGUUGUCCCUAGUUCUGUUAGAAUGUUUUUGGUCAUCUCCAAAGAGCCAGUUUGUUCUUCCCAUAACUUUUGCCUGAAAAAAAAAGAACAAAAAAGAACAAAAAAAACCCCAAACCCAAAACAAAAAAAAAAGAACAAAAAAA
This is a messenger RNA of Camarhynchus parvulus, 5240 nucleotides long. RefSeq names its product basonuclin 2 (gene BNC2). Gene Ontology annotation, cellular component: nucleus. The transcript has 3 exons. The record is from RefSeq and is a predicted model, not a curated record. Gene Ontology annotation, biological process: viral process; regulation of DNA-templated transcription. The coding region runs from base 1 to 4764 and encodes 1587 amino acids. Lineage: Eukaryota; Metazoa; Chordata; Aves; Passeriformes; Thraupidae.